AUGUACAAGUGUGUCGACGCGUUCGUGUUACUUCUGCUGAUUCUGUUCCUGGACUCCAGGGACUGCUCGGCUAGUGCACAAAAUGAUGUACCUAACAAAAUAUUGUUUAACUCGGUGCAAGCAUGGGCAGUUAAGCUGGGCACCGAGUUAUAUCAUUUCGGAGAAUUUAUCACCAGGAAGAAAGAAGUACAAGACAGCUUUAAAUCAGCCCAAGUGGAGUCAAGAGAUGGAGAAAAACUAGUUCAAAGUAUGUCGGACGACAUUCGAGCCAUGAUGGAACUGAAAAUUAGUGCUGUCAAAAGAAUAGUUGAGGCGGCAGAGAACAUGGCAUUUGAUAAACAAAACGAACCGGUACCAGAAGAUUUUCAGUUUUACAAUAGCAAGGAUAUGGAAGAACCAUUUGAUGAGAUGGCUAUGACAACAACUACUGAAACAGACUUUAAUUUAGAUAGCUGGAUAGUGCGACCUCCGUCUAGGAAUGCACACCUCCAACAAAAUCCUCAUUUUUCAAAUAUUCUUGUAAAUACUAAUUUUAGCAGUGUACACGUGCCGACAAAUGUUUAUGCCUGGGCACCUGAAGUUAUUAAAGGAAUUCAUUGGUCGGAGGGUCUGGACACCCACUUCAUUAAUAACUAUCAGAGUGACCCAACGCUAUCGUGGCAAUACUUUGGUAGUUCAACUGGAUUUAUGAGACAUUACCCUGCAUUGAAGUGGAGAGCAGAUCCGGUAGAUAUUUAUGAUUGUAGGACUCGCGCCUGGUAUAUGGAAGCGGCCGCUAGUCCAAAGGAUGUAAUCAUUUUAGUAGAUCGUAGCGGUUCAAUGACGGGCCAGCGGAGAGACAUUGCCAAACACGUCGUCACAAACAUAUUGGAUACGCUAGGCAAUAACGAUUUUGUUAACGUCAUGACCUUUGCAGACACUGUUGAGGAGAUUGUGCCGUGUUUUGAGGAUUCUUUAGUGCAGGCUACACUGGGAAAUUUACGGGAACUCAAAUUGGCGUUAGAUAAUUUUGAAACAAUGGAAAUAGCAAAUUUUUCGGCCGCUUUGACACGAGCCUUUGAACUUCUAGAAAUCUAUAGAAAUAACAGCGGUGGAGCCAAUUGUAACCAGGCUAUAAUGUUGGUAACUGAUGGCGUACCAUACAAUUACAAAGAGAUAUUUGAGAAAUACAAUUGGAAGUACGAUACCCCAGUGAGGGUGUUUACGUACCUGAUAGGGCGCGAGGUAAAGGUAGUACCACUUCAGGUGGCAGAUGUAAGAGAAGUGAAGUGGAUGGCGUGUGCAAAUAGAGGAUUCUACGUGCACUUGAGCACGUUGGCGGAAGUGAGAGAACGGGUUCUAGAACACGUCAAUGUACUGGCGAGGCCGCUAGUGCUGCAGCGAGAGAAGCAUCCAGUUGUGUGGACACCUGUCUAUGCUAACGUGACGGACCCUAAGGUAGCGGAUUAUCUUUGGGAGCAACGCGAGCGAGCAGAGCAGAAGGAACGGUUUAUGAGUCAACGUCGCGACCGAAAUUUAUUCAACUCUAACAAAGAACAGGAAAGAAGAUACAGAAUCACACAGAUGAAGCAGGGACAGUACAGUGAACUCGGCAAUUCACAGUAUCAGUUAAUGACAUCUGUGUCUAUGCCCGUGUACGACCUGCGUCAUAACGAGUCUCUCCGAAAGAGAAGACAUUGUUUUCUAGCCGAAGUUGUUACAAAGCAUUUAUCUAUAUGUUAUUAUAUUUUAUUGCAUUCGUACGUCCACAACCAAUCGCAGUCCGUAGAGGAGAACGGCCAGAAAGAGAUGCGUAUUGCUAGACUUUUGGGAGUCGCUGGCACAGACGUACCUCUUUCUGAGAUACAAGCCCUCAUGACGCCUUACAAGAUCGGCGUAAAUGGAUACGCGUUCAUUGUGACGAACAAUGGAUACAUUCUGAUUCAUCCAGACCUGAGGCCCGUGUUUCAACAAAUAUUGAAGCCAAGCUACAACAGCGUAGACAUGAUAGAAGUUGAACUCUUUGACGAUGACAGAGGUCCCAGGAAUUUUAGCAAAGAGUUGACUGCUCUUCGGCAGGAGGUCAUUGACCAAAAAACAGGAAACAAAGUAAUGAAUGCCAAAUAUCAUCUAGAAGACAUGAAACGUGUAUCCCGUGGAAAAAGACAUUACUUUUGGACGGGCAUCAGUGACUCUCCAUUCACUUUGGUGGUGGUAAUCCCAGAGAAUUACGGGAGACAUCGUAUAACACCGCCACCCACAGAUGACAUACACCGUCUCUCUCUGACGUCCAAAAAUAUAUCGGCGAGGCAAUACCUAUCGGAUAAGUGGACUGUUCAUCCUGACUGGCUAUAUUGUCGUCAUUACGAGCGUACUUUCUCGUCUCCUGAAGAAGAGUUGCUAUAUUUUUUGGAGAGAGUGGCCAAGCCAGGCUGGCGGUGGCCAGCAAAGCCUCGACCCCCUGAACACCAUAAGAACAAACCUGGACACGAACGGCAUAACAAUGGAACAUCAGAAGCAAGAGAAAGGAAUAAAAUUUCAAACAGUACACCAAGGAACGAAUAUUACUGUGACCAUGGGCUAAUGCAAGCCUUGGUAUACGACGCAAGAAAUACUGCUUGGUUCAACAAAAGUAUAUCAGAUUCUGCAUCUGAAGAUAAGGCGACGGAGUUUAUUCAGCGUUUUGGGUACAUCGUCGCUUUCUUGUCGACUCACAGUGGUCUGACGCGAUGGCAGACUCAUCCGCCAAGAGAACACGAUAGUGAUAAGCCUGAAUUUGCAAAGCAAUGGCCACGAUCUAUCGAUGAGGUCUGGUACCGUCGGGCUGUGGAACAGCACUAUGUAGAUCCUCUGAGCUACGUAUACAGCGUGGAAUUGAAUACAGACAAAUACCCCCUCAAAGUGAAUGAAGCAAUGGUCACAGCAUCUCAUGCAGUGUUCCAUGGCGAUGGUCAUAGAAAAGCCCCUGCCGCUGUUGUAGGCUUUCAGUUCAAACACGAACGGCUUAGCGAGUGGUUUGAUAAUAUCACGUCUUCGUGUGAACACAACAAAAAUUGCACCACUUGUCAAUCGGAGAACUGGGAUUGCUUUCUCGUUGACAACAAUGGCUGGAUAGUUGUCAGCGAAAAUGUCAACCAUACGGGACAAUUCUUUGGGAAA
Arctia plantaginis is the source of this 3138-nucleotide messenger RNA. The record is from the annotation of a GenBank genome assembly. Lineage: Eukaryota; Metazoa; Arthropoda; Insecta; Lepidoptera; Erebidae.